GUCUUCAGCCUCGACGCUGUCAGUAUCGUCAAUGCAAUUGCCGUCGCUGUACUGCGCAACUCGUCAACUUUUCGGUAUACGCAGGCUUCAGCACCCGUCCCGUAUCCCAAGAUGCCAAUGCAGCGUCCCCUUAGCCGGAAUUUCCCCGCGCAAUCGCCCCUCCUGAUCGUCUGAUAUCUGUGAUACACCUGCGCGACUUCACCUCAACACCAUCUGCAGUCGCAGGUUCCGCCCUCCAACCCAACACUCACUGCGGCUAAUCUAGCACUUACCUCGCUCUACAGCAUCCCGACAUCGCUCUCAGACCGAAAAGCUACAAAAUGCGCGUCGCAACCGCCUUCCAUUCCCUUAUCGCCCUCACCUCCGCCUCCCACCUCCCGCCACCACAGCACCUCUUCUCGAACCCGCCCGCCGCCGCCGCCGACGAGCACGCCACCUACCGCAUCCCAACCGUCCACGAGUCCGCCAUCCAAGCGCGCCGCAUCCUACACCUCGAAACCAUCGGCACGCUUAGCACCCUGUUCCCGUCGUCGACGGCGCAGGAACAGCGUCCCGCCGACGUAGGCGGCAAGCCGAUCGGGCUGAUGGACUACUUCGGCGACUGCGAGCCACGCACGGGCAACCCGACGCUCCUAGCGAUCACCAUUGCAACGUCGUUCAAGAACGUGGCGGCGGGGUCCAACAUCACGCUCUCGAUGCGCUGGCACGCGCCGUAUCGGCGGCCGUACAGCGCGGCGGCGACGCCGCGCUUCUCGCUCGUCGGGCACCUCGAGGAGCUCACGCCGGAGGAGGUGACGCGGCAAGGCGUCGCAGCUUGCUUUGUCGCGAAGCAUCCGGAUGCCGUGUCGUGGCUACCCGGGAAUCGCAUCCAUGAGAGCAGGUGGGUGCGCCUGGUCGUCGAGGAGGUGUAUUGGAUUGGUGGCUUUGGAGAUCGUGCGUAUAUUGGCUGGAUUCCGCUGGAGGAGUGGCAGGGCGUGACGAGGGAGGAGAUUGAGAAGUGCAGGCUGCCGGGGGAGAGAGAGCAUAAGUGGGGUGGGUGGAAAGCGUGGCUGGGGCUUGGAGAGCAGGAGCAGGAUGAGGAGCUGGAGUUGUGAGACUGUUGUGGGAUGUCUCAGGCACCGACACUCUUCACGCCAGCAAGCAACGGUCGCACAGAAUGAGGUGCCCUCGUGGAAGAGGCACGCGAGCGUCGCCCGAUGACCUCCGCCUACCUACGUUCGAGAUUCCUCUUUCCCUGGGGUAGGCGAGUUACUGGACAUACAACCUGCAUAUGCCGUGUUUUCAUAUCGCAUAUGCGGGCGUUAUCUUCUCCUGACCAUUCUAGUAUCCAUGGAAGUCUGCAUUUCUCGAAUAGGAAGAUAUGAGAUGCACUUUACUACCCGCUGCAACAUCUCGAUAGCACAAACAUGCAUGCAAAC
Molecule: messenger RNA, 1418 nt
Organism: Trematosphaeria pertusa
Lineage: Eukaryota; Fungi; Ascomycota; Dothideomycetes; Pleosporales; Trematosphaeriaceae
Exons: 1
Coding region: 321-1094 (257 amino acids)
Source: RefSeq, a predicted model, not a curated record